CCAGCAACCCAGCCCAUCCCAGCCAGUGGCCACCGAGUCCCCGCCUUCCCUGCGCCGCGCUGGGAGAGGGGAGCGCAGGCGGCGGCGGUGCUAUGCAAAUACAGGAUGAGAUCAGCCCGGAGAGCAACUGGCCGGGCAACUUCAGAGCAGGACUCUCGCCCGAGUCGGUGGCAGCGUCGAGGCUCCUGACUUUCCCCGGGUCCGAUUCCCACGCCUCCUCCCUUCUCCUUCUCCUCCUCCUUCUGGGAACCACCUUUGCUCCGAUACGAAGUGGAUUAUAUUAUUAUUACCACCACCACCAUCCACCGAGCCAUCGGCCGGAUUGAGGCUGGAUGCCUUGUGUUUCGCUGUGUGUUUUGGUGGAGGUCAUACGGCUCGCUUGAUUGGGUUCCCGUCCUAGAGGGGGAUUUUUUAAUUUUUUUUUUUUAAAAAACCGAUGUUUUCCUUGGAACAGGACAAGCCAGAAAAGGCAUGAAGACGCAGAGUUUUGGGGUAUAGCCUGAAAGCCCAGAGACCACAAUGGGACCCAUCAUAGUCUGCUUGCUGCUCUUGCCUUCUGUUGUUGUGUCCGAGUUAGAAGAGCACUUUGAUCCAGCUAAGUGCCGCUAUGCAUUGGGCAUGCAAGAUCGCACCAUCCCCGACGAGGCUCUCUCGGCUUCCAGCUCCUGGUCUGAGUCAACGGCUGCUAAACACAGCAGGUUAGGGUUAAAUGAGGGGGAUGGCGCCUGGUGUCCUGCAGGGCCCGUUUAUCCCAACGAUGCCGAGUACCUGGAGAUUGACCUCGGUCGUCUCCACUUCUUAACCUUGGUGGGGACGCAAGGUCGGCAUGCCAGUGGCCAUGGCAAGGAGUUUGCCCGUGCUUACCGACUCCAUUACAGCCGCGAUGGGCACCGCUGGAUGCCUUGGCGUGACCGGUGGGGUAACGAGGUGAUUUCGGGUAAUGAAAACACAAAGGAUGUGGUCCUGAAGGAUCUGGGCCCACCAGUCAUUGCUCGAUACGUCCGCUUCUACCCACGAGCAGACCGUGUCAUGAGCAUCUGCCUGCGUGUGGAGCUGUAUGGCUGUGUCUGGAAAGAUGGCCUUCAGUCGUACACAGCCCCACUGGGCCAUGUCAUGCCCCUGGCUCCAGAACCUGUCUCCUUGAACGACUCCACGUACGAUGGACACACUAUCCACAAGUUGCACUUUGGGGGCCUUGGCCAGCUGACCGAUGGGGUGGUAGGCCUGGACGAUUUCACCCAGACCAAAGAGCUGCGGGUUUGGCCAGGAUACGACUACGUGGGCUGGAGGAACAGCUCUUUCCCCGACGGCUUUGUCGAGAUGGAGUUCGAGUUUGAUCAACUCCGAACCUUUACCUACAUGAAGGUCCACUGUAACAACAUGCACACCCACGGGGUGAGCAUCUUCCGGCAGGUGGACUGCCUCUUCAAGCGCAGCCUGGCCACAGCCUGGGAGGCCACCCCUGUCUCCCUGCAGCUUGCUGUGGAUGUGAAGAACCCCAGCGCACGGACCCUGACGGUGCCUCUCGAGGGGCGACUGGCCUUGUUCAUCCAGUGCCAUUUUCACUUCGCCAGCGAGUGGAUGCUCUUCAGUGAAAUAGCCUUUCUCUCCGACAUUGUUGAUGAUCCUCCUCUCUCCUCAUCAACCCGCCGGCCUCCAGGAGUGCCCCUCCCGCGUCCUUCAGGUCGUAACACCCCCAUCUCCACAGCCCUGGGAUCUCCAGUGAAUGAAAAGAAUGAUGUCAGCUCAAACCUCACCAUCCAAGGUACUGAAAUUCAAGGGGAACCAAAAUCAGGCCAGCCCAUUGCCAAGGAUGAUAACAGCAACACCUCCAUCCUGAUUGGAUGCCUGGUAGCCAUCAUCCUGCUUCUGUUGGUCGUGAUCUUCCUCAUCCUUUGGAGGCAAUAUUGGCAAAAGAUCUUGGGAAAGGCACAACGCCGAAUCUCUGACGAUGACCUCACUGUUCACCUCUCUGCCCCGACCGACACCAUCGUCAUCAACAACACCAUGGGCUCCCACCGGCACUCCAACCGCUACGAGCGUAUCCACUCUGGGGAGACGGAAUACCAGGAGCCCAACAGGGCCCGCAUGAAACUGCCCGACCUGCCCCACAGCACCGAGAACUCGGCUCUGCUGCUCAGCAACCCGGCUUACCAUCUCUUCCUGGCCACUUAUGCCCAGCCUAUGGGAAGGCCUGCUUUCCCGCCACCCAACCGGGUUAAGCCCAUCAACACCAAUGCCUGUGGGGUUGACUACAUGGAGCCUGAGAUGGCCGGCAGCCAACCGGGCUUCCAGAACAACGUCCCCCAUUACGCAGAAGCUGACAUCAUUAACCUGCAGGGGGUGACUGGGGGAAACACUUACGCUGUGCCAGCCGUUGCUGUGGAUGCCCUGACCGGCAAGGACAUGGCCUUGGGCGAGUUUCCCCGGGAGCGGCUCGUUUUCAAGGAAAAGCUCGGGGAAGGGCAGUUUGGAGAGGUUCAUUUGUGUGAGGUAGAAAACCCUCAGGACCUUCCCAGCUUGGAGUUCCCGUUCAAUGUGCGCAAGGGGCGCCCUCUGCUGGUGGCCGUGAAGAUUCUGCGGUCUGAUGCCACUAAGAAUGCAAGGAAUGACUUCCUGAAGGAGGUGAAGAUCAUGUCUCGCCUGAAGGACCCCAACAUUGUGAGGCUGCUGGGUGUUUGCGUCCAGGAUGACCCUCUCUGCAUGAUCACGGAGUACAUGGAGAACGGCGACCUCAACCAGUUCCUUAGUGGGCAUGAACUGGAAGACAAGCUGGGCGGUAGCCCUAGUGGGAAACCGACCAUCAGCUAUCCAACCCUGGUCCAUGUGGGUGCCCAGAUUGCCUCGGGAAUGGCCUUCCUGGCCUCUCUCAACUUCGUCCACCGGGAUCUGGCCACGCGAAACUGCCUAGUGGGCGAAGGGUUCACCAUCAAGAUUGCAGACUUCGGCAUGAGUCGGAAUCUCUACGCCGGGGACUAUUACCGCAUCCAGGGCAGGGCAGUGCUGCCGAUCCGCUGGAUGGCGUGGGAGUGCAUCCUCAUGGGGAAGUUCACUACGGCCAGCGAUGUCUGGGCCUUUGGCGUCACACUCUGGGAGGUGCUUAUGUUGUGCCAGGAGCAGCCUUACAGCCAGCUCACCGAUGAAGCCGUCAUCGAGAACGCGGGUGAAUUUUUCCGGCACCAAGGCAAACAGGUCUAUCUCUCCCGUCCUCCAGCCUGCCCCUUGGCUGUCUACGAGGUGAUGCUGAGAUGCUGGGCCCGAGAGGCCAAGGACCGCCCGCCUUUCCAACACUUGCACCGCUUCCUGACUGAGGAUGCCCUCAAUAUGGUGUGAAGCCAGCCUGACCCACUGGCCAUUAGAGGCUACACUAGGGAGUCAGGCGGCAACCCAAAGACCGCUGGGGGCAAGGUGUGCCUUGGGGAAGGGGGUUUCUUGUGCUAGAGUCUACGGGGGUGGCCAUGGGGACAUUUGUCCUUCCCAAGCCCAGCCAUGGCCCGCCCACUGCCCUGCCACUCACCUCCCCAAAUGCGUCAUUCUUUACCCACUUGCUUGUUCUCCUCUCACUCUCUGCUGCCUGUUCACCGUCUACCCAUUUCAUGAUCCAGGCAUGCCAGGCCGAUAUUUGUUCAGCUCUCUGCUUCUCUAUUUUUCCAGUCUACCAAGCCACAGACACAUUUCAUUUUCUUCUUUUCUUGCCCCCAUCUCUAUCUCAUCCUUUUAUCUUCAGUUUACCUUAUCAGCAGACUUCAUGGGUACCUGCGCUUGCCUGCGCAUCCUUUAUUUGCGCACGCAAAUGACCUCUGCAUUCUCGUCAUCGAUCCAUCCUUUGUGAGUGGUGUUGCUUCUCCGUGUAUCUGUCACACCGUUUCCUCCCUCUUUUUAAUUUCUGGGUUCUCAAAGUGUGAGUGGAAGCCACUCUUGAGGGAGAACGGCUUUGUGCUAGGUGGCACCUUAGGAGCAGCUCCCUGACAACAUUCCUCCAAGAGGUGUAAUAUAUGUUCUGAUUGUCCCAUCAAGUAGAAUCCAGUUGCUUGUAUUCCUGUCAGUUCACGGUUGUUGAUGAGGUUACUGAAACAGGAUGAAAUGAUCUUUAUUUAGGCCUUGUGCCUCCAACUUGCUGGGCCCAAUGUCACAAUGUACCCGUUUUGAAUUAUUAUUUCUUCUUCUCGUCUCUCCUCUUAAUUUCCUGUGAUUGUCUCUUUGAUGUGCCUUCAACACAGUGGUUGUCAAAAUGCCGGGUAACACGUCCAGCCCUGAGGGAGCGUGAAAUAGCUGUAUGGAGAGGGGAUAUCAAAAAUUCUAGGAAAGGGUGAAAACCUGAGGGGUAUGGAGCCUUCUCUUAUCACCUAAGACAUUAAUUAUUUGACCGCCCUUCCCAAGAGAGGUUCUGCCCUGAUCUGCAUUAUGGGAAGAAUGGCUCCUUGGGCCUGCAUUUUAUUUGAGAAGAGCUGCUACUUUGUUGUAAAUGAAGUUUUUCUUCUGUAUGUGGUCCCAAGGGGCCUUGAGGACCCCUCUCGGACAAAGGUGUGCAGUGUGGUUGUUGGCCUGCAGCUCACAGAAUCCAACAGCUAAGUUAUUGGCCGUAGAGUCCCUCCGCCUCACAAACACAACUAUGCUCCAAAGACAGCAUGUGUGUGAUCAUUAAACUCUGACCUAGAAGAUGCAGCAGGAGCCUGCAAAGAUGGCUCUACAGGCUGUGGGGAGAGUAGAUGAGCUGAUUUGUAGAA
Messenger RNA from Pogona vitticeps (central bearded dragon), 4727 nucleotides. It is a transcript of the gene DDR1, whose product is annotated as discoidin domain receptor tyrosine kinase 1. NCBI's taxonomy places the organism in Eukaryota, Metazoa, Chordata, Lepidosauria, Squamata, Agamidae. Gene Ontology annotation, molecular function: protein tyrosine kinase collagen receptor activity; ATP binding; collagen binding. Gene Ontology annotation, biological process: protein phosphorylation; positive regulation of phosphatidylinositol 3-kinase/protein kinase B signal transduction; cell surface receptor protein tyrosine kinase signaling pathway. The record is from RefSeq and is a predicted model, not a curated record. Gene Ontology annotation, cellular component: signaling receptor complex; plasma membrane.